Messenger RNA from Sorghum bicolor (sorghum), 1263 nucleotides. RefSeq lists its product as uncharacterized. Lineage: Eukaryota; Viridiplantae; Streptophyta; Magnoliopsida; Poales; Poaceae. The coding region runs from base 221 to 697 and encodes 158 amino acids. The record is from RefSeq and is a predicted model, not a curated record. The transcript has a single exon. Gene Ontology annotation, molecular function: DNA-binding transcription factor activity.
CACCUCAUCUCAUGGAACAAUGCAACACAAGUUUGGAGCUGUAUUUAAACUCGCUUAGUAACAUGAUUGCUGUUGCAAACUCUAUAGUCUCUCUCUCUCUCUCUCUCUCUCUCUCUCUCUCUCUCUCUCUCUCUCCUCUCUCUCUCAGACACACAAACACACGCACAGUCGGCACACACACCCCUAUCACCAAGACUGUGCUAGUACUACCGGCCGUGUAAUGGAGCAGGAGCUCAACCUUGAGCUCACCCUCUUCCACCCCUCGGUCUCGCCGGAGCCGCCCGGCUACUUCAUCUGCAUGUACUGCGACCGCAAGUUCUUCAGCUCUCAGGCUCUCGGUGGCCACCAGAACGCGCACAAGUACGAGCGCAGCCUGGCCAAGCGCCGGAGGGAGAUCGCCGCCGCCCUGCGCGCGCACGGGGCGGCCGCCACCGCCACGGGCGCCCGGGACGCCGCCGCUAUGGGCUUGGGCUCUCGCGAUGUCCCCGCCAGGCCCCAAGGCACGGGUACCGGAGUCGUCGUCGUCGUCGAUGAAGAUAAGAGUGCAACAAGGAUGGAUAAGGAGAAGGCUGCUGCUGCUGCUGCCGCUGCCGCUGCCGCUCCCGCGCCUGCCCCGCCGAGCAACAAGAGGAGGUCGCCGGACUCCGGCUACGGGGUCGAGCGCGCCGAGGAGCUGGACCUCUCCCUCAGGCUUUGAUUGCUGGUUCCUCUUCCUCCUCCACCUUUAAUUGGCCCCGUUGUUGUUUGCUUAGAUAAUUCGAUCUGUAUGAUGAGUGCAAUAAUCUUUUUCGAGUGCCUGGUAUCUCUGGAUCCAUCAAUUCCUCAUGUAGUUGUGCAGUUAUAUUCUUCGAUCUGAUGAUGCAACUUAUCGGCAAGAACUAUUGUCAGUCCAUCCUUCUAUCCAAAGGGCGUGGUAUUUGGUGUGCUCAUCGGUUGUGCCUUGAAUCCUCCUUUGUGCGCAGUUUUUAUUUAAGCUUUAGCUCGCUUUAUUUUCGAAAGGGCCGCAUGAGUUUUGCCGCAAUGUUUGGAGCUUUUUCAAGUGAUUCUAAAUUGCGCAUAUGCCAUAUAUCAAACUUUGUCCAAUUUGUGAUGUAGUAGUAAUGCUUCAACUCUGCUUGAUAUCUCGCUUCUCGUGUGUCCCAGAGUAUUAUGAUUCCAGUAUAUCUCGUUGUCAACUAGAACUGUGGCACUAGUACAGGUAUCUAUUGUACAUCAUUGAAUUGUUGUAUCAUAGGAACUGAACUUCUCCUAGGAUUCCAGUGA